Candidula unifasciata is the source of this 576-nucleotide messenger RNA. The record is from the annotation of a GenBank genome assembly. NCBI's taxonomy places the organism in Eukaryota, Metazoa, Mollusca, Gastropoda, Stylommatophora, Geomitridae.
AUGCCAGGACAAUUCAACUGCCCACCCCCAGUGAUGACAUACCAGGACAAUUCAUCUGCCCACCCCCUUUUUCCCAGGAUGCUACCUGACCAAAAGCCAAGUAACAAAACUUUUGGUCUGACACCUGUUGCACUAAUGAUCAUCAUCGGGGAUGGUAUCCACAAUUUUGCGGAUGGACUGGCGAUUGGGGCCUCUUUCACCAGUAGUAUAUCUGCUGGAAUUGCCACAAGCAUCGCAGUCUUCUGUCAUGAAUUGCCACAUGAGUUGGGAGACUUUGCUGUACUGCUGCAGUCAGGGCUGAGCUUCAAGAAGGCAGUGAUCUUGAACCUGGCAUCAGCUCUGACAGCGUUUGCUGGUCUGUACGUCAGUCUAUCUGUGAGUCAUGGAGAGGAAGCACAGAGGUGGAUCUUUGCUGUGACCUCUGGCAUGUUUUUGUAUAUAGCACUGGUGGAUUUACUUCCACAGCUGAUUAAAACCACUGGACACCUAAACUUUACUCUCAACAACAUUGGAAUCCUUCUUGGUUUUGCCAUCAUGCUUGUCAUUGCAGUUUUCGAGGAACACAUCAAAGUCUGA